This is a messenger RNA of Brettanomyces nanus, 1029 nucleotides long. RefSeq lists its product as uncharacterized. The transcript has a single exon. Bases 1 to 1029 code for a protein of 342 amino acids. Lineage: Eukaryota; Fungi; Ascomycota; Pichiomycetes; Pichiales; Pichiaceae. The record is from RefSeq and is a predicted model, not a curated record.
AUGAAUUCUGAUGAUGUCGAUGCCUCCCCAUUGGAAAGCCGCAUUGUCUCCGAUGAAAUAGCCAAUGAAUCUGUUCUCAGUGAACAGAGUGAAUUAUAUGGAGAGAUUAAACCCGCUCCUAAGAAAAGACAGGAACCUAAAUGCUUACCAGAAUUGUCCAAUAAGCUUGUGAUUCCAAAGAGAAGACAAGGAAAGAAUACAGAUCACAAGAAGGACGUUUCUCUGACAGAUUUUCAUGGGUCACAUAAAAUCCCAAUGAAGUCCAGGAAUUUCACCUCUCCAUUACCUAAACGAGUUCCUUCAUUAGGGACAUCACCAAUUCCAGAUCUAUCACCCUCUGGAUCGAGAGUGAAGAACAGAUUGAAGGCUAAAUACGGUAAUAUCUUGAGCAAUCGGACUACUCCUAUUGGUUCAUCGAGUCCGUUGACAUUACGUAGCUUUUCAAGCCCUCCGGCUGAACUACGGUCGAAUAAGAUUCCUCUUCAAGUUCGGCUUAAUCAGAUAUCCAAGUCUACAUAUGUUGGUGAAAGCGAUCGCCAAUUGAAGCGAGAAAUUCUCAAAUACCGCACAAUCUUGGACAAACUUGCAAAGAUUAAGCAACGAAGAGAACACAAAACUGUCGAUGACGUUGACCGAUUAGUGGAUAAAUGGAGAAAUACAGCAAUAGCAGCAUCUAACUAUAUGUUAAAUGAAGCUAGACUGAAAAUUAACAAAAUAGGAGGUAUAGAAGAAUACAGACGGAAACAGCAGGUUUCCAAGCUCAGAAAAUUGAAGUUCCAGUACGAUAAUAAUAUGCUUUCAGAAAUAGAGGACUAUAUGAAGUCAGAUGUCUAUAAAGUAUUGGAUAAGUACGAGAAGGAGCAAGUCCGGGAUAGAAAAAAGGAAAUAGAAAAGAUCUCUGAAGGAAUAGAAAGCGGUGAUUAUCCAGGAAGUGACAAGCAGCAGAAUAAUGACAACGAGUUUAGUAUGAGAGAACUCUAUGCACAGCUCCAUCUCGAUUAUGAAAUCGUGUACCCAGAUACCACCUAA